Lachancea mirantina is the source of this 1830-nucleotide messenger RNA. Lineage: Eukaryota; Fungi; Ascomycota; Saccharomycetes; Saccharomycetales; Saccharomycetaceae. The record is from the annotation of a GenBank genome assembly.
AUGAAUGCCCCAGAAAGACGAGCUUCUAUGGCGGAACGUCGUCCGUCUGCGUUAGAUGCGACUUCGCCGUUCAUGGAUUAUCGAAGGCCAUCACUUAUUGUGCCUCAUCUUGCGGGAAUUGAGGAUCCAUUGCCAGAAACGACGCCUGAGAAAGUGGACGUAAUGAUAGCGGGUACGGGUCUGGUAGAGAGUAUUUUGGCGGCCGCAUUAUCAUGGCAGGGGUCCAAUGUGUUGCAUAUUGAUUCCAAUUCAUAUUAUGGUGAUGGGUCUGCAACUCUCACUAUCGACCAACUGAAGCAAUGGGUGCAGGACACCAAUGCAGGUAAUUUUCGGGGCUAUGAGAACGCCAAGUUGCAAGUCUCCAGUGCCAUUGGCGUGAACUCUAGAUUCCAAUCCAAAGAUUUUGGUAUUGAUUUGUCACCAAGGAUUCUGUUCGCCAAAUCGGACCUGUUGACGGUGUUGGUCAAGUCCAGAGUUCACCAGUACCUAGAGUUUCAAUCGUUGUCCAACUUUCACACUUACGAAAACGAUUCUUUUGAAAAAUUGACCAAUACCAAGCAAGAAAUUUUCACGAAUCCGUCACUACCUUUGAUGAUUAAACGGAACUUGAUGAAAUUCAUCAAAUUUGUGUUGGAAUGGGAAAAUCAGCCGGAAGUAUGGACGGAUUAUGCAGACAAACCUGUGGCGACUUUUUUACACGAAAAAUUCAAGUUGGAAAGACCUCAAGUUUUUGAGCUUAUCUUUUCCAUCGGACUAUGCUACAAUAUCGAUGUCAAGACGCCUGCUGCUCUGCAAAGGAUACGUCGGUUCCUGAUGAGUUUUGAUGUCUACGGUCCGUUCCCUGUACUAUAUUCCAAAUUUGGUGGGCCCGGUGAGCUUUCACAGGGGUUCUGCCGAUCUGCUGCUGUGGCCGGUGCUACUUAUAAAUUGAAUUCUAAAUUGGUGUCAUUUGAUCCAACCUCUAAAACGGCUCUUUUCAGCGACGGAUCAAAAGUACUUGUCACGGAACAAGUUCUUAUGUCUCCGUCGCAAGCGCCAGAGAACAGCCAAAAUGUGCCGGAACAGAAAUACGAAAUUCAGCGUUUGGCCUGUGUCGUCGAGAAACCUUGUUCUGAAUGGUUUGGCGAAGGCGAAAAUGCCGCCGUUGUGGUUUUCCCACCAAACUCUUUGAAGAGUGGGAACCGACAAGCCGUACAAAGUUUGAUUAUGGGUGCUGGAAGCGAAGUUUGUCCACAGGGCACGGCACUCUGGUAUUUGAGCACAACUGAAGUGGGGGUUAGAGGCGAAAUGGACCUCGAUGCAGCUUUGAACGCCCUAGAGGAGAGCAUCAUGCGUGAAUCUUCAGCUGACUUGGAAAACGACGAAAGUUUCAUACAAGUGGGCGUUAACGGCCAUCUCACCCUGAACUCUGUAAAGCUUGGCCAAUCUUUCAAAGAAUACGUUCCAAGGGAAAGGCUCAAUUUUUUGGCGAAACUGUACUUCAAACAGCGCACAUCGACGCCGGCGUUUGAGGUGGUCGACUCGGGCAUCUUCGAUGUCAACACCACCAACAAGGGCAAACUGAUUCCUGGAGCCAGCGACAACGGAGUUCUAUAUACGAGUUUGCCCUCCGCCGAAAUCUCAUAUGAUGAAGCCAUCACCGCUGCCAGAGUUUUGUUUCAGAAGAUUGUCGGGAGUGACGACGAUUUUUUCGAUCUCGAUUUUGAAGACGAAGACGAACGUGAAGACGAGUCUGCCAUUCUAGACGAUGAAGAUGAUGCUAUGAACAUGAACUUGGCUGGCGAUAUGAGUGCGGAACCGGUGGAAUUUGCCGGCGAAAUGGAGAUAUAG